AUGGGUCUCAAGGCUCUGGUGAAGCGCUUCGAGCUGCAGAAUGUCUCGGCUCUGACGAACGAUGAUGUUCGGCCUUGCGAAGCCGAGCGGCGGACGUGGAACUUUCUUGCGUUUCACAACUACUGGCUCUUGAUCAAUUGCAACAUCGCAACGUUCCUCACUGGCAGCGCCCUGAUCCCACUCGGCCUUACUUGGUGGCAGGCCAUCAUCAGCAUCGUCGUCGGAAACAUUAUCGCGACGACGGCGCUACUGCUCAGCUCGUUGGCCGGUGCCUACUAUCACAUUGGCUUUCCCGUGUACAGCCGUGCCAUCUGGGGUAUCUGGGGUUCCCAGUUCACGAUAUGGAACCGAAUCUUCCUGUCAUUUGUCUGGUAUGGCUUCCAGGCCUGGGUCGGCGGUGAAUGCAUUUACAUGAUCCUGCUCUCGUGGGAUCCCAAGUACGAAUCGCGGAUUCCCAACACCAUUCCCGCUGAUACCGGGAUGACCUCUGCGCAGUUCGUGGCAUACGUCAUCUUUUGUGUCAUCAGCCUGCCGUUCCUCUGGAUCCGGCCCCACAGGCUUCAGCCGUUCUUUUGGUGCGCGGCGACGGUAACCUUUAUAUUCUUUCUGGUAUUGCUGGUGUGGGCGCUGGCCACGAUGGGAUCGGCAGGCUUCGGCAGCACCAUAAGCUCGGACCGCACCAUCCCCUUGACUGGCGGGCCCAACAGCACUGCUUGGCUGAUGGUGUACGGAGUCAUGUCCACUGUCGGAUCCAUCGCCGCGGGCAUUCUCAACCAAAACGACUACGCUCGUUUGGCAAAGCGCCCCCGGGAUGCCAUCUGGGGCCAGGCAAUUGCGUAUCCCCUGUACUGCAACUACGCUGCCGUGCUCGGCAUCUUGGUCGUCGCGGCGACGCAGCACCGGUUCGAUGGCGAGGCCAUCUGGAACCCGCCCACGCUCUUCGUGCGCCUCCUGGAAAAGGACCCCAGCUCGGGGACUCGCGCUGCCGUCUUCUUCGCGGGCCUCGCGCUUGUUGUUUCGCAGCUGGGAAGCAGCAUCCCUGGCAAUGCGCUGGCGGGUGGCAUUGACCUCGCGUCUACAUUCCCCAAGUACAUCAACAUCCGAAGGGGCGCGUACAUCACGGCCCUGAUUAGCCCCGCAGUCAACCCCUGGCGCCUGGUCAACACGGCCACCAUCUUCCUGACUGUGCUGUCGAGCUACGGUAUCUUCCUUGCGCCAAUGACAGGCAUGAUGACCGCAAACUACCUGAUUGUUUGCAAGCGCAAGUUCAAGGUGGACGACCUGUACCGCGGGGACAAGGGCAGCAUAUACUGGUACACGUGGGGUGUGAACUGGCGGGCGCCUGUUGCGUGGAUUGUCGGUGUCAUCCCACCCCUCCCCGGCUUUGUGUCGCAAGUCAACACGUCGGUGACGGUGACUGACGCGGCCGUGGAACUGUACUACCUCAACUACCUGUACGGCUAUCUGGCGAGCAUGCUGGUUUACACGCUCCUGCACUGGGCGUUCCCGGCCAAGGCGCUGGACGCGUUCGUGCGCGAGCCCACGUCGGCAGCGGAGCUUCAGCAACACUACCGCGACCGCUGGGACUCGGAGGCCGUUGAAGGGCUGCUGCCCCCCGCCAGCACCGGCGAAGAGUCGUCGGGGAAGGAGACGGGAAGGACGGCGGCGGCGGCGAUCUGA
Messenger RNA from Purpureocillium lilacinum, 1680 nucleotides. RefSeq lists its product as uncharacterized. Gene Ontology annotation, molecular function: nucleobase transmembrane transporter activity. The record is from RefSeq and is a predicted model, not a curated record. Gene Ontology annotation, cellular component: plasma membrane. Gene Ontology annotation, biological process: nucleobase transport; transmembrane transport. NCBI's taxonomy places the organism in Eukaryota, Fungi, Ascomycota, Sordariomycetes, Hypocreales, Ophiocordycipitaceae.